This is a messenger RNA of Ophidiomyces ophidiicola, 2781 nucleotides long. RefSeq names its product sporulation-specific protein 22 (gene SPO22). The transcript has 19 exons. The coding region runs from base 1 to 2781 and encodes 926 amino acids. Gene Ontology annotation, biological process: meiotic cell cycle; regulation of synaptonemal complex assembly. The record is from RefSeq and is a predicted model, not a curated record. NCBI's taxonomy places the organism in Eukaryota, Fungi, Ascomycota, Eurotiomycetes, Onygenales, Onygenaceae.
AUGGCGCUGUCUAGAAAGCCUCGACGAGACGUGUUUAAAUCCAUUAUCGAGUUUGCUGGAUCAUUGCUUGCAGAUAUCAUCGACAGCGACGGCCUCCAGACCACUGAUCACAAGAUUGGUAGCCUAGGCCGGUUCAUCGAUACCACCUCGGACAUCACACUAGUUCCUCAGCCACCGACUGGAGAGGAGCUUGAUGGCCUAGGAACAAAGCUAUGGAAUGCGUGUACCAGGGCUAUGAGAAGGGAGGGUCUAGAUGAGGGGAUCGUUAAGUUUCUAUGCCGAGCCAGAGCAUUUGCAUUUCUGGUUUUGGAAUGUGCUACUGGCUGCCAAAACAGCGGCACUCCUGAUGACAUCCGUCUUUUAAGGACAGCUUUGAAAUCCGCAAGAUCUUGUCUAGCGCUCGACCAACUAGAUGAUGGGCUAAAAAUCCUGGAAAAGGCUGCCUUCAGAGAGAACAAGCUGUCGAGAGAGAGCCAUAAUGUAGAUGAAAUUCUGAAGACACUCUCGGCGGAAUAUUAUAUCUCACGAGUUAACCUGGCCUGGAAACAAGGCAGGCUAGAUAUUGCAGAGCAUAUGCUCUCUAAAAUUGACCUUGAUAAUAUUUUGCUGGAUUCGAUUUUGAUGCAACGAUACUCCGAUCUCCUUUUCGAUAUCGGAAAAAAUUUAAUCAAGAAGAAUGAGCACUCUGAAGCGGUGAAAUGGUUGGAAAGAUCCUUAUAUGCAUUUUCUCAGAAAGCCAUAAAUGAACUACACCCUGACGCUGGUGAACUAAAAUUGUGUGUUCUUCAUGAACUUAUACAAACCCAUUGUGCCUUGAAAACUGAAGAUUCAAAACAAAAUGCCACAGAGCUCCUUAGCACUCUCGAAAGCGAGUACGGUCAUAGGCUGGAGGUGUUACGUCUCAGUUUUGAGGUGAUACAUCUUCAAGGCCACCCGGAUAGUCAGCGUUAUUAUGACCGUCUUUGCUCAUUUAUUAACGUAGCCCCUGCAACAGAGUUAAAUUUCAAAGAGCUACGAGAAUUGGAUAAGGACCUAGCAAUAAGCUCAUUAGAGCAGCUUCUUCUCCAGCGACUGUUUAUAUAUGGCAACACUGACCUCAUUGAGCGUGGGUUUGUUACAUAUAUCUGGAUGAAAACGACGACUGAGUCUGACGGCGGUCUUAAACAUCUGGAGUUGGUUGUGGAAAAAUCAACUGAGAUUUGGAAAUCAAAGCUUUCUGGAGAGGCUACCCAUGCCUGCUUGAUUCUACUUUGGAAAAAGGUGACUACUGCAUUCGAUCGUAAAGAAUAUGAAAAUGCGCGGAACUGGUGCCAGUUAGCGCUCCAUCCACUAUUUGAAAACUCAGGGGAGGGCAAUAGAUCGAAGAUUGGAAGGAAAUUAAUCCUUUGUGCACUGGAAAGUAAAGCAACGGAUACCGCACGGCGACUAUUUUCAGGGCUCUCAGAAGCUUGUAAAUCAGAGAUCCUAACAAGAUAUCUUAUGUAUCGUGUCGCUCUACAGGAUGAAGAUCUUGAUUUAGCACAGGACUGCCUAGAUAUUAUAUGCAAAUCUGACACAGAAAAAUCAACAUACCUGCUUGCUUGUAUUGCUGAAGCACUGCAUCACGGCGCCGAGCGUCAAGCUGUCAUUGUUCUUCAACGGCUUCUUGAUAAACUGGAUGGAAAACAGCUUCGAGAUGUACACUUUCCAGUACUGCUUCGUUGUACUGGGAGACUUCUCAUCUCAGAGUUAUAUAAAGAUGACCCUCAUAAGGUUGUGUUGGAGGACCAAAUAUGUCAGAUAUUUGAGGGUUUGAAUGCAGCUGUGAAUCGAGAAACACUGUCAAUGGAACAGCUUACUAUCCCUGAGCUGGAAUGGUUUUCCCGUAAUAGUUACAACCUUGCACUCCAGUGUUGUACAAAAUGGGAGCCACCCAAUAUUUUACGACUUCUUGAUGCCUGUAUUAAUAUUAUCCACUUGUAUCCCACCAACCUAGGUGAGGAGGCAGAAGCGGAUGUAGAGCAGAGGAAACUAUCAUGCUUUUACCUAUCAGCUAUUCUCACUAUAGCACAGGCAAGACUGCACAAGGACCAUGACAUGCAGCAAACGUUUUACCUCGACUCAAGAAUACAUAUCCAAGGUUUUCGAACAGCGAUUUCACCUUUACUGAAACGUAACAUAAUAGAUAGCCUCUCAGAUUAUAUUGAGAAGUACCGAACUUUGCUCGCCUUUGAUUUUGAAGCGGCCGUUACGUUAAACCAAUGGAGUUCUUUGGCGGAAAUACUAAAAGAAGCGCGGAAUAUCGCGGAUGAUAGGCUCUACAGCUUAUUUGCGGAUAUAAUACUUUCCUCCGGGGAGUCUUUCAAGGAAGCCUUAGCUGUAUUCCAGGAAAUUAUUCAUGUAACUCGACAAAAGGAUAUUCAAAAUAUUGCAAAGAUAUCUCGCUGGCUGCGGUGCCUUUUUCAGCUAUCCGUCAAAUCCGAUAUUGUUGCUGCUGAAUCGGUGAUGGAUGAAGCAUAUGCCCUAGCUCGUGACAUUCCUGGAUAUCAGUCUGGUGGCGACGACAUUAUUUUAGAGCAAGCAAAUAGACCCUCAGGCCAAUCUGUUUAUCCCGAAGAGGAACUUGAAUGGUUAUCAACAUCAGCAUUUAACUAUGCAAUUGACUUUUACCUCGCUUCUGACGACACAGCAAGUCGCCGUUGGUAUACAAAGGCCCUUGAUCUGGCUCGGCUACUGCAGGACAACGGGAGUUUGUGGCGCACUUUUCAGGCAAAUUAUGCCCGACUAAAUUGGGAGGACUGA